Molecule: messenger RNA, 2563 nt
Organism: Paramecium octaurelia
Lineage: Eukaryota; Ciliophora; Oligohymenophorea; Peniculida; Parameciidae
Source: the annotation of a GenBank genome assembly
AUGAUAUUCAGCAAGCCAAUGUUUAACUAAUAUUUGUCGCAAUAGAGCAUUCCAAAAUUUUACACAAACGAUAAGUAAAAUAUAAAAUUAUAUUUGAUUCCUUAUGAUGUAAACAAUCCUCAAAUGAUUCCAGAGAAAUUAUUGGAAAAAAAUAAGCAAAUCUAACUAACAAUAGAUUCACCCAGAAAUUUUAAACCGAUUCAAAUUAAUCCUAAAAAAAAAUAUGAACUGCAAAAUGGAACUAUGCUCUAAAUUACGAGAAAAUAUGGAGUCAAUGAAGAUUAUGUUCAUAUCUAAGAUCUCUAUAGAGGAAUUAUAAAAAGUGGGGAUUACAAAUUGCCGUUUUAAGUACCAACCAAAUUUGGGAUGAAUUCAAGUUUUUUAUAUCGAAAUUAAGAUGGUAUGAUUUGAAUAAUUGAUAUAGGAUUGCAAUAAGCUAAAAUCUAAUAUAAAAUCUACUUGAAGAUCAUCGAUUUGCAAUCAAAUUAAGUCAUAGUCCAAAAGAGCGUUCCCAUUUACAUUAAUAGCAGAUAUAAAUUGACUGAGUAGAAAAGAGAGAGCGAAGGAAACAUAGUUUAGUUUUUUUGUCUUCAUAGAGGUAUGAUAGAACUAGGUAUCAGAACUGCAAAGAAUCUUUAUAAGCCAGGAGAAGUCCUUGAAUUGGAAUACAUUUUAAACACUACUAGAUCAUAAAGAUCCAUAACUAAAGUGGAAGUUAAAUUAAAUCAUUUCUUAAGUUUUACUGAUGAUGAUGAAAAUGAGAGAGUCAUUGAAAAUAACACAUUAUAUUCAAAUGUCUUGCCUGGCAUAUCUGCAGGGAAGAGAAGUGAUGGCUUAAAGUCUUCAAUUACACUAUCUGAUGAUUUGACUGCAACAGUUAAAAUGUAAUUUAUUAAAAAUCAUUACAUCUUAUAAGUUUAAGCAUUUGCAGUAAUAAACUUAUAUUAUAUAUUAUAGGAUGGAUUGCUAACUUCUUUGGCUAUUCCAGUUGUCUGCUAAAUUCCUGUGAUUAUAUUGGAGAGUAGAAAACAGGAACAACCUGAACUUAAUGACUGGAAAUUGAAUACUAAACAAGAGAAUAAUUCAUUUUACUAAUUCACAUGUUAGUAGUAGUAAUUGUUUAUUUGAUAUUAUAUAUAAUAAAUAUUUAUAUUAAUUUUGAAAUGAUUACUAAAUAAGAAGCAAGAAAUUAGAAUUUUCUAAAUUUAAGUAACUAAAGUAAUUACUAUUAUCUAAGAAUAGACUGAAGCAUUUUUGAAAAAUUAAAAAAAUAAACAAUCACUCCUCAAGGUUCAUUUAGAUCUAAAGUGCAUUAAUUAUGCAUAAAUGAAAUUAUUUCUAACAAAUAGAGCUGAAUUUAUCAAAUUAAACAUCCCUGCCAAUAUAAAGAAGUAAGAAAUUAAAGCGGAAUAACCUCCAUAACCUUAGCUAUGCUAAAAUCAAGUAUAAUAGCCUCAAGCGUCUAAUUAACAAUAAUUUGGUUUUGUCUAAGCUAAUUAAUUAAUGCCAAAAAAAAGAUUUUAACCACCAACUAAAGUAGGUGACAAGAGUAAAUAAGAAUAAUUAGCAUAAAAGAAUGAAAAAUAGUCAAAUUAGACUAACUUCGAAGAUAAUAUAAUUAAUAAAAUUGAAUCUGAUAUCAUAGAAAUCAUGGAUAGACCAACUCAAUGGACAGAUAUAGUUGGUUUAGAUCAUGUAAGAGAUCAAGUAGUUGAAAUAGCCUUGUGGCCUUUGGAGAAUCCAAAAUUAUUCGAAGGCAUAAUUGCACCAGGCAGUGGAUUAUUGUUAUUUGGGCCACCAGGAACAGGAAAGACUAUGAUAGGUAAGGCCAUAGCUAGUGAAGGCAAGGCUACUUUCUUUUCUAUUAAAGCUUCCACCUUAACAUCUAAAUAUGUGGGAGAAGGUGAAAAAACUGUGAGAGCCUUGUUUGCAUUGGCUGCUUAGAGAUAACCCAGUGUAAUAUUUUUUGAUGAAAUCGAUUCUCUUUUAUGUGCUAGAUCCGAGAAGGACAAUGAAACAAGUAGAUAAAUCAAAACAGAAUUUAUGGUUCAAUUAGAAGGAGCUACCAGAGGAGGAUGUGAAAGAAUAGUUUUUAUAGGGGCUACAAAUAGACCUUAAGAAUUAGACGAUGCAAUCAAAAGGAGAUUUUAGAAAAAGAUAUAUAUACCUUUGCCUAAUAAGGAGGGGAGACAAUCAUACUUUGAAAACUUAAUUAUUAAAGAAGCAAAAGAAGGCAAGAGGAUAGAAAUGAAUACUUCAGAAAUGCAAACUUUGGUAGAUUUGACUAAGGGAUACUCAGGAGCUGAUAUUAGAAAUUUAAGCAGAGAAGUAAAAUGUUCUUAAACUUCAAUAGGCUUGUAUGUAUGCAAUUAGAGAUGCUGCUAAAAUGUAUACGAUAAAAAAUUUGAAAUUGGAUUAGAUUAGAGCUACUACGAUAGAGGAUUUUAAGAGAGCUCUUCAAAUUGUGAAGCCCACAGUUAAUCAAAAUGAUUUAAAAGAUUACUUAAAAUGGAAUUAACAAUUUGGAUCCUAUAAUUAUGAUGCAGAUUGUUUAGAUACUUGA